AUGCCACGGCGUUGUUGUGUUCCCAAUUGUAAGGGAAAUUAUGAUAGUACGUUAAAAGAUAGUAAUUAUAUAUCUAUAUUUUCCUUCCCCAAAGAUGAGGAAUUGCGGCAAAAAUAGAUGGCGGCUAUUCCUUGUAAAAAUUGGACACCAACAAAAUAUUCUGCCGUUUGCAGUCUGCAUUUUGCAGAAAGUGCUAUUCAAAGGUUCCAAGGUAUUCUAUCACCCAAUGGUGUACUGGAAAAUGUUUUGUUGAGGUGUCCAAGACUUAUAGCGAAUGCAGUACCAUCCAUUUUCCCCAAUUUCCCUUCUUAUUUUGUAAAACAUGUGCUACCACCAAGAAAAGAUCUUGUAGACCGAGAUCAAGAAAUCAUUGAAAGGAAUGAAAAUUUAGUCCAAGAAUUUACAAAUUCAUAUUUAAUUAGUAAUUUCUCGGAUUUAAUAAAUAAUCAUGAAGAAAAGCUUGUAUUUUCAGACUGUUGGACUACUAAAAUAACAAAUUCAAAAAUUUAUUUUUGUAUGCUCGUAUGUAAUGAUAAUUCUGACUUUUUGAUUCUAAAUACACAAAUUGUGAUUAGGGAACACAUGAAAUUACAAAUUUUUCAAGAAAACAAUGAAGUUUCAUUCAAUGAUUUAAAGUGGGUACUGCCUAUUGAUAAGAAAUUAUCUAGGUGGUCUCAGCUUCAAAAUUUAUUAAGUAGAUAUAAAGUAUUACAGAGUCCACAUUCUACCACUGAUAUAUGUCUUAUUGAAAAACAUUUUGAGAAAUCUCUAGAAGAACUUAAUAAGGCAUAUAUUAUUGCAGAAUCAAUUGAAUGUGCUUAUACCAAAAAUCUUGAAGUAGUAAGAGAUCAAAUAAGACAAAUAAAAAAUAAAAAAAAAAGAUAUAGCUCUUGCACCAUUAUUAUGGCUUUUUCGUUAUAUUGCCAAUCGUCAGCUGCAUACAAUUGCUUGUCCAAUUGUGUUGUAGAUGAUUCCAUUAAAAUUUACAUAUCUGGUUAUGGGUCCCAUUCUGUUGCUAAAAAAUUAAAUUGCAAUAUAUGUUGA
Messenger RNA from Dufourea novaeangliae, 1044 nucleotides. RefSeq lists its product as uncharacterized. The record is from RefSeq and is a predicted model, not a curated record. NCBI's taxonomy places the organism in Eukaryota, Metazoa, Arthropoda, Insecta, Hymenoptera, Halictidae.